CCCCUCCGGGGCAGCUCGUCCAACCCCGGAGCAGUUGUCAUUUCCGGAGUAAGAUGGCUGCAGCGCUUGUGCUGAGGACCUGGAGCCGGAAUGCUGGGCGGCUGAUUUGUGUCCGCUACUUUCAAACAUGCGGUAAUGUUCAUGUUUUAAAGCCAAAAUAUGCUUGUUCCUUUGAUGCUCCUUCAUUCAAGUAUAGUCAUCCGCAUCAUUUGCUGAAAACAAGUGCUGUUUUACAGGGACAGAUCGUUCAGUUCAAACUCUCAGACAUCGGAGAAGGGAUUAGAGAAGUAACUGUUAAAGAAUGGUAUGUAAAAGAAGGAGAUACAGUGUCUCAGUUUGAUAGCAUCUGUGAAGUUCAAAGUGAUAAAGCUUCUGUUACUAUCACUAGUCGUUACGAUGGAGUCAUUAAAAAACUGUAUUACAAUCUAGACGAUACUGCUUAUGUGGGAAAGCCAUUAGUAGAUAUAGAAACGGAAGCCUUAAAAGAUUCAGAAGAAGAUGUUGUUGAAACUCCUGCUGUGUCCCAUGAUGAACACACACACCAAGAGAUAAAGGGUCACAAAACACUGGCAACUCCAGCAGUUCGUCGCCUUGCAAUGGAAAACAAUAUUAAGCUGAGUGAAGUUGUUGGCUCAGGAAAAGAUGGCAGAAUACUUAAAGAAGAUAUUCUCAACUAUUUGGAAAAGCAAACAGGAGCUAUAUUACCUCCUUCACCAAAAGCUGAAAUUAUGCCACCUCCACCAAAACCAAAAGACAGAACUAUUCCUAUACCAAUAUCAAAACCUCCAGUGUUCACAGGCAAAGACAGAACAGAACCUAUAAAAGGCUUUCACAAAGCAAUGGUCAAGACCAUGUCUGCAGCCCUGAAGAUACCUCACUUUGGGUAUUGUGAUGAGGUUGACCUUACUGAACUGGUUAAGCUCCGUGAAGAAUUAAAACCCAUUGCUCUGGCUCGUGGAAUUAAACUCACCUUUAUGCCCUUCUUCUUAAAGGCUGCUUCCUUGGGAUUGCUACAGUUUCCCAUCCUUAAUGCUUCUGUGGAUGAAAACUGCCAGAGCAUAACAUAUAAGGCUUCUCAUAACAUUGGUGUGGCAAUGGAUACAGAGCAGGGCUUGAUUGUUCCUAAUGUGAAGAACGUUCAGAUCUGCUCCAUAUUUGAGAUCGCCACUGAAUUGAACCGCCUCCAGAAGUUGGGCUCUGCGGGCCAGCUCAGCACCCCUGAUCUUACAGGAGGAACGUUUACUCUUUCCAACAUUGGAUCAAUUGGUGGUACCUAUGCCAAACCAGUGAUACUACCACCCGAAGUGGCAAUUGGGGCCCUUGGAGCAAUUAAGGCCCUUCCCAGAUUUAAUGAGAAGGGAGACGUACAUAAGGCCCAGAUCAUGAACGUGUGCUGGUCAGCAGAUCACAGAAUUAUUGAUGGCGCUACAAUGUCACACUUCUCUAAUUUGUGGAAAUCCUACUUAGAAAACCCCAGUCUUAUGCUGCUAGAUCUGAAAUGAAGAUUGAUAAGACAUCCUUGAACUUUCCGAGCUUCCAAAGGAAAAGCAGAGCCCAGCCGUGCUGCACGUGUUCUUCCUUACAGUUGGUAUCGCCAACGGUUCGUGAUACGGGAUGAAGGUUCUGAGGCACAGUGUGUAUCACUGUUCUGUUAGACUUUCUGCAGAAGACAGAUAAUGGUGAAAAGUUCUCCUUGGCUGUCAAUUUUGUAGGUCCUAGUGUGACUUCUUAAUGUGGUGCUGAGGUCUUCGUGUUAACGGAAUAAAACUGGCAGGAACAACGAAAUCAAUGUUACUUGAAGACAGGCACCUAUAUGCAGUAUUUGCCCUUUUUUUUAAAUUUUAAACUAACUCUUAGUGAAACUUGUCCAUUACACUUAGUUGGGAACAGGAAUUUAUAUGUAAAAAUCUUUCUAUUGCCCCGCAAUAAUGCAAAUUGUUGUACAAAAUAAGUGCAAUUAUACAUAGCUUUUAAGAUAUACAAGAAUGUGUUGCUCUGUAGAGAUUAUCAUCUAAGUGUCUUAUUUGUAUAAAUUAAUGUCUUUUAAAAGGGAAAAUUACAAGCUAAUCUUAAAAAUGCCCAAUUAUAAUUUUAUAACCAGUGAGGCUAUUAAAGGUAUUUGUUUAAAAUGG
Molecule: messenger RNA, 2132 nt
Organism: Phacochoerus africanus (Common warthog)
Lineage: Eukaryota; Metazoa; Chordata; Mammalia; Artiodactyla; Suidae
Gene: DBT
Product: dihydrolipoamide branched chain transacylase E2
Exons: 11
Coding region: 54-1502 (482 amino acids)
Cellular component (GO): mitochondrion; cytoplasm
Molecular function (GO): acetyltransferase activity; lipoic acid binding
Source: RefSeq, a predicted model, not a curated record